This is a messenger RNA of Candoia aspera, 895 nucleotides long. RefSeq names its product immunoglobulin kappa light chain-like. The transcript is spliced from 3 exons. The coding region runs from base 34 to 768 and encodes 244 amino acids. Gene Ontology annotation, molecular function: peptide antigen binding. The record is from RefSeq and is a predicted model, not a curated record. NCBI's taxonomy places the organism in Eukaryota, Metazoa, Chordata, Lepidosauria, Squamata, Candoiidae.
UUUGCUCCAGAGCCCCUCCCUGAGCAGAGAAGGAUGAGCGCUAAGAUCUUGCUGUGCCUCUCACUGGCUUUCUCCAUCCAGGGUGGAGGCAUGCAGCCUGUGCCUGUGCAGCCUCCUCAGGCCUCAUAUACUGAGGGGUCAACUGCUGUCCUGCAGUGCCCUCUGCAGAGUGGAAAGAUCCAGGACUACCACGUCUUCUGGUUCCAACAAAAGCCAAGCAAAAGCCCAGUCUUUAUCCUGAAGCAUAACAUCAAUGGGCAGAUAGAACGAUCCCCUUCAUUUGAUGCACGUUUUGUGCCCAUCCGGGAUACCCACACCAAUGCCUACGUCUUGCAGAUCCAGAGGGUGCAAACAGAUGAAAGUGCCACCUACUUCUGUUUGGCAGAGGGAAAUUAUUUCCAGACAGCUGUCUCAGGGAGUGGAACACGGCUCAGCAUUACAGGAGGAAAAUCAGCAAAAGCACCAUCUUCGGUCAUCUUGUUGUCUGACGUUUCCCAAAUAUCAGAAUCUCCCAAUGUCCACGCCUUAUGCAUAGUUGAGGAAUUCUACCCAGGCUUACUAGAGAUUAAGUGGAGUGCAGCUGGGAAGGAUAUAACUGAGGGAGUGACCUCUGGACAAGUGACCUUGAAUGACAAUGGGACCUACACCACCACCAGCAUCCUGAAUAUAUCCCGUCGCUCCUUUCACUCUGGCAUCCCUAUCCGGUGCUCUGUGAGUCAUGACUCUUCUGGGGCCAAGACUGAACAGAUCCUGGGACAGUGCAUGUAGAAGUAAAUGGUUUCAACACCUUCCUUCUUCCUGUGCUGCCACUUCUGUUCCCCCUCAAGGCUCUCAGCAGAGUAUGACCUGCUCCACGCUUUUGUUUCACCCUCAGUAAAGCUACUUUCACUCCUUA